Messenger RNA from Somion occarium, 2570 nucleotides. The record is from the annotation of a GenBank genome assembly. NCBI's taxonomy places the organism in Eukaryota, Fungi, Basidiomycota, Agaricomycetes, Polyporales, Cerrenaceae.
CGCUUACCAGUACUUGGCGAAGGUUCGAGAAUGCCAAUAUGCAGCACCUACAUAAAGCCUGCCUCUCCUCCCCUCCUCUCACUGUUACACCCAUCAUCCACCUGCCUUUCACGACUUUUUGAUACCUUUUCUUUACCUCCAUCCCAUACACACUUUGUAAGUGGUUCCGUCUUUAAUAUGUCCCACGCGACUGACACUGACAAUCAUCUUGCUUAUUAGUCAAAAUGGCCACUGAGAGUUUCGGCUUCCAGGCUGAAAUCAGCCAGUUGUUGGACUUGAUCAUCAACACCUUCUACUCCAACAAGGAGAUCUUCCUUCGAGAGUUGAUCUCGAAUGCUUCGGAUGCGCUCGACAAGAUCCGUUAUGCUUCCCUCACCGAUCCCUCUGUUCUCGAUACCGAGAGGGAACUCUACAUCCGAAUCAUUCCCGACAAGGAAAACAAGAUUCUCUCUCUUCGUGAUACCGGUGUCGGUAUGACCAAGGCCGACAUGGUCAACAACUUGGGUACCAUUGCUAAGUCUGGUACCAAGGGCUUCAUGGAGGCUUUGAGCUCCGGCGCCGAUAUCUCUAUGAUUGGUCAGUUCGGUGUCGGUUUCUACUCCGCCUACCUCGUCGCCGAGCGUGUGCAAGUCAUCUCAAAACACAACGAUGAUGAGCAGUACAUCUGGGAGUCCGCUGCUGGUGGCACCUUCACCAUCACCCCCGACACUAUCAACCCUCCUCUGGGUCGUGGUACCGAGGUUCGCCUCUACCUCAAGGAGGACCAGCUCGAGUACCUCGAGGAGAAGCGAAUCAAGGAGAUCGUCAAGAAGCACUCUGAGUUCAUUUCCUACCCCAUUCAAUUGGCGGUUACCAAAGAAGUAGAGAAGGAGGUCGAGGAUGAAGAAGAGGAGAUGAAGGAGGAGACCGAGCAGGCCAAGGUCGAGGAGGUCGAGGAUGAGGAGGAGAAGAAAAAGAAGACCCACAAGGUCAAGGAGAAGGAGGUCGUAAAUGAGGAGCUUAACAAGACCAAGCCAAUCUGGACUCGCAACCCCAACGAGAUCACUCCCGAGGAGUACGCCGCCUUCUACAAGUCGCUGACCAACGACUGGGAGGAGCACCUCGCCGUCAAGCACUUCUCUGUUGAAGGUCAGCUAGAGUUCAAGGCUAUCCUCUUCAUCCCCAAGCGCGCACCAUUCGACCUCUUCGAGACGAAGAAGAAGCGUAACAACAUCAAGCUCUAUGUCCGCCGUGUCUUCAUUAUGGACGACUGUGAGGACCUCAUUCCCGAGUACCUCAACUUCGUCAAGGGUAUCGUCGACUCCGAGGAUCUUCCUCUUAAUAUCUCUCGUGAGACACUCCAACAGAACAAGAUUCUCAAGGUUAUCCGAAAGAACCUUGUCAAGAAGACCCUCGACCUUGUCUCCGAGAUUGCUGAGGACAAGGACAACUUCAACAAGUUCUACGAGAACUUCGGCAAGAACAUCAAGCUCGGUAUUCACGAGGACGCCCAGAACCGCAGCAAGCUCGCUGAGUUCCUCCGCUUCUACUCUACCAAGGCUCUCGAGGAGAUGACCUCCCUUAAGGACUACAUCACUCGUAUGCCCGAGGUCCAAAAGAACAUUUACUACCUCACUGGCGAGUCGCUUUCUGCCGUUAAGGACUCACCUUUCCUUGAGGUUCUCAAGAAGAAAGGUUUCGAGGUUCUCCUGCUCGUCGACCCCAUCGACGAGUACGCUAUCACUCAACUCAAGGAGUUCGAAGGCAAGAAGCUCAUUUGCGUUUCCAAGGAGGGCCUUGAGCUCGAGGAGACCGACGAAGAAAAGAAGGCUCGUGAGGAGGAGGCCAAGCAAUUCGAUGAUCUCUGCAAGGCCGUCAAGGAGGCUCUCGGCGACAAGGUUGAGAAGGUCGUUGUUUCCAACCGUAUCCACGAUUCUCCUUGCGUUCUCGUCACUGGUCAGUUCGGCUGGUCGUCGAACAUGGAGCGUAUCAUGAAGGCGCAAGCACUGCGUGAUUCUUCAAUGUCAUCGUACAUGGCUUCAAAGAAGACCCUUGAGCUCAAUCCUCGUAACCCCAUCAUCAAAGAGCUCAGAAAGAAGGUUGCCGAGGACAAGGCCGACAAAUCCGUCCGCGAUCUCACCUACCUUCUCUUCGAGACCGCUCUCCUCACUUCCGGCUUCUCUCUCGAUGACCCGACCUCGUUCGCCAAGCGUAUUCACCGCAUGAUCUCGCUCGGUCUCGACGUUGACGAGGAGGAAGAGGAGUCGGCCCCCGCCGUAUCGUCAGAUGUCCCGCCACCACUUGAGGAAGCUACGACCUCCGCCAUGGAGGAGAUUGACUAGGGAACUCAUUGACAUCCUGUGUUGUGUGCUGGGUCCGUUUGUUCUUGCUGUCGCUUUCUCAUCUGUAUUCUAGUCACGCUUUGGGCAUGUUUUGCGCAUCUGAUUCUUACGACAAGUAGCAUACAUUUCUAGUUUAUACACAAAUCAAAUGCAUUUUUUUAGCUUCUCGAACACCUAAAUUAAGUCCAGCCCAGUCAUGUUUGUUGUGGAGUUUUAUAAUUCCAACAAAACGCCACAAGGUGCAUCCCG